Molecule: messenger RNA, 753 nt
Organism: Penicillium bovifimosum
Lineage: Eukaryota; Fungi; Ascomycota; Eurotiomycetes; Eurotiales; Aspergillaceae
Exons: 1
Coding region: 1-753 (250 amino acids)
Source: RefSeq, a predicted model, not a curated record
AUGGCUAGCGUCACGCAGCAGCUUCGACGGAGGCGUUCCAUGGUACGUCUUCUCUACGACACCCACUCGAUUCUCGACUACACAUUCGACGCCUCUGCUUUCACCGUCCCUAGCUGGACCAUCCUGCCUCCCGAGGUUCACGCUGCAAUGGCCGAACUUCGCUACAAAGCCAUAACGGCCGUCUUCUCGAUGAAAUCCCUCAUGACCACCCGCAAUAACUGCUACUUCAAUCUGUGUCCCGAUCCCCCCGAAUCCGUUGCCUACCAGAUGCACCAAUCCUCCAUUCGCCGUCUUCUCGAUUGGCAGGAAGACCGGGACCCCCUCGAUCCGACCUUCGCACCCGCUCACAAGAUUCCCCGUACCUCUCUUCAUUUCAGCGUUGACCAUAUCGCCUAUGGCAGGUUCGCCAUGGAAUAUACCAACCGGCUUGCCGCCUACAUGGCCGGUCCCUUCCAGGAUUGGCGCCAGUAUCGAAGCGAGGUCGAGCAUAUCGCCUUCCGUCUUAUGAGCAACAACAAACAUAACUAUGCUGAGUGGCGUGCUUGGUGGAAUGGCCAAUUUGCUGACGAUAUGUUCAAGUGGGAGACUUGCCUUGACGGCUUGGUCCUGCCUACCUGGGAGGAGAUUAUCGACGACGUCUACCUUAUGAUUAUUGAUCGAGUCGAGGAUGCUCAAGAGUUGGCCAACUCGUUCCACUUCGGCCGCCCGGCUCAGCCAAUCUCAAAUGCGGUCAUACCUCACUUUGAGGCCUGA